GGGGGGGGGGGGGGGGGCGUUUCCCCACGCCGCGCUUUUUCCUGCCCCGUCUGCGGCCGCUCCUUCGAGUACCUGUCCUACCUGCACCGCCACAGCAUCACCCACUCGGAGCACAAACCCCACGUCUGCCUGGCCUGCGGCAAAGCCUUCAAGCGCAGCUCCCACCUGGAGCGCCACAAAUUCACCCACCUGGGGCAGAAACCCCACGGCUGCUCCCUGUGCCCGCGGAGGUUCCGGGAUUCCGGGGAACUGAACCACCACCAACGCGUCCACACCGGGGAGAGGCCCUUCCAGUGCCCCCAGUGCCACAUGAGGUUCGGCGAGCGCAACACGCUGCUGAGGCACGCCAGGAGGAAGCACCAGGGCAGGGGGGCAGCGCCGUGA
Messenger RNA from Phasianus colchicus (ring-necked pheasant), 384 nucleotides. The record is from RefSeq and is a predicted model, not a curated record. Lineage: Eukaryota; Metazoa; Chordata; Aves; Galliformes; Phasianidae.